Neltuma alba is the source of this 1063-nucleotide messenger RNA. RefSeq lists its product as uncharacterized. The transcript is spliced from 8 exons. Gene Ontology annotation, molecular function: metal ion binding. The record is from RefSeq and is a predicted model, not a curated record. NCBI's taxonomy places the organism in Eukaryota, Viridiplantae, Streptophyta, Magnoliopsida, Fabales, Fabaceae. Bases 89 to 910 code for a protein of 273 amino acids.
GCUUUAAGAACAUAAAGUCCUGUGCUUGUUAAUGGGCAGCUAGGUCUUGACCGGGGGGGGGGGUCAGGUUGAAGCAGAUCACAAUAGAAUGGAAAAGAAUGAAGGGACGGGGAUGACUUCUGCAUGCUCGGAUUGCGACGACUCCGCUUGCUGCGCCAUCUGCUUGGGGCCCAUGCUUCAGGAUUCCUACCUCGACAAAUGUUUUCACAAGUUUUGCUUCAAUUGCAUCUCACGCUGGACCAAAGUGGUUGCCGGCAAGCACCGUUCUCCACCUUCUUCUGUAAAAUGUCCCCUUUGCAAGACAGAAAAUUUUUCAAUAAUUUACGGAUUUGAUGGAAGUUGUUUUCAGCGGCAAUAUGUAAAUGAGGAUUUUGGGGAUAGUUUUACCUUAUCAAGAGCUCAGAGAUAUAGAUUACAAUGCUAUUACACUGAACCAGGUUUCUUGGAGGACGUAUUCAAUAUACCACGGUAUUGGAAGUCUCAUAGGCAUCAUCAGCCAAACUGUUGGAUACAAAGUUGGCUCAGAAGGGAAAUUCAAGCCCUUGUCCAAGAGGAAGACGUUGACAUCAUUGUGCACCAUAUUCUGGGAGUAAUAAGUGCAUCACUGUCGUGGAGAGAGCAAAAUCGUCGCAUUGUGGCACCUGAAAAGCAACAGGAGGAGUUCAAGAUCGCAGUUUCAGAAGCAGCAAGGCCCUUCUUGGCUUCAAGGACCGGCAGAUUUGUAUACGAGGUGCAACUGUUUCUUGCUUCAGGAUUGAAUAUUGAAGCUUAUGAUGCAGUUUACAUACAACGACUGGGUUGGAGUUCGCCUGGGAUAAACACACAGGCGUCUCAGAGUGAACCUGUUGAUCGCAAUACGGUGACUCCAUACUUGUAUAUAUUUGACGCGGACUCUGAUGAAGAUGAAUAGAUACUUUUGUUUUCUUUUAUCUUUUUUUUUUUUAUAUUAUUUUUUAAUAGUUAUAUUAGCCUGUAUAUUAUUUCAAGCAGUUUAAAAGGUUUUGCAUAUAGUCACAGUUCUGUUGAAUAUUAUCAGCCAGCAACACAGGCAGAUUCUUCAAGA